Larimichthys crocea (large yellow croaker) is the source of this 6634-nucleotide messenger RNA. It is a transcript of the gene nuak1b, whose product is annotated as NUAK family, SNF1-like kinase, 1b. Gene Ontology annotation, biological process: microtubule cytoskeleton organization; protein phosphorylation; intracellular signal transduction. Bases 1217 to 3205 code for a protein of 662 amino acids. Gene Ontology annotation, molecular function: ATP binding; tau-protein kinase activity. The transcript has 7 exons. The record is from RefSeq and is a predicted model, not a curated record. Gene Ontology annotation, cellular component: cytoplasm. NCBI's taxonomy places the organism in Eukaryota, Metazoa, Chordata, Actinopteri, Sciaenidae.
GGUUGGACAUUUUUGAUAAAGAUGGAUAAUACAGUAAAGGAAGGAAGGGAGGGGGGUUACCUCCUGUGCACAUGGCCGACCCAGCUACGCCCCUGAUCAGUCAUACUGUAUCAGGGAUGAGGAGAAAAAAAAGGGGGAAGAUAGCACAAAGAGAGAAGGGAAGAGAAAAGACAGGGGGAAGGAGGAGGUCUGCGUAAACCCCGCCUCCGGUCUCGGAUCCUCUCGCAAUCCUUCUUCACAGCCUCUCACGUUGAGGAUAGAGAGAGAAAGAGGAGAAACAAGGAGAAGGGCGCACGGAGAGAAGAAGAAGAAGAAGUAGAAGAAAAAGAAAAAGGAAGAAAGAAGAAGGGGAGCAGCGAAACGACCAUGGCAAUAUCCAAAACGUCUCAGCUCGAGAUAGUGUCCGAUCACAGCGCACCUCUACCACCGUCGACCACUGCACGGAGCAUGCAGUCGCACAAUAGAACAGAGUCCAGAUGAAUGAGGAGCUAUACCUGGGCCGCGGACAAAAUGAGGGUCAUCUUCAUCCAAAACGCCGGUUUCGUCGCAGCUUUCUCGCCUUUCAGAUGUGGGUCGGUGAUGUUGGCAGCGUUUAGGACGACAGACAAGGUGAACGAGCCAGAAUUAACCAGAUCAGAUAGAUCAUGCCAGUCAAUUGAGGAGUGAGGAGAUCAGACCAAUUUUAUUUUUGAUUAUUUUUAUUUUUAUUUUUUGUUUUUUCUUUUUUUUUAUUGGGAUAGAGCUUGCACAUAUAUUAUAGCCAAUAUAUCAAGUGUGUUCAGUUUUCGGCAUGCUGCCUGCUGUCGACAUCUGAAUACAUUUUUUUUUUUUAUUACAAAAUUGGCACUAGAAUGAUUUUUUUAUCCAGUGAUAUAGGACUAUGUAUCAGGUAAUUAUAGACAGAUAAUGUCUUUUUAGACCCUUUUUGUGCUUAAUCCGUAGUAGAUUGAUUAUAUAGCGAUAAUAACAUGAAUAGGUAGGAGGAGACAUCCUUGUCCACUUUGAUCAAAGCCAAUUGAUCAACCAAGACAAUCUGGAAAUGUUAGUUUCCACAUGUAAUAAUAUGACUAGUAGGCUACGCGUUAUUCCUUGUAAUUUAUUUAUUUAUUAUUACUAUUAUUAAACCUAUAAGUAUUAUAUUAUCAAUCUGUUUUUAGGUAGGUAGUUUUGAAAUAUUUAACAGUGGGAAGGUUUAGUUCAACGCUUCCCUAGUGAGAUGGAAACCGCUUAUUUAUCACCCCACCGGGGGUCAACCCGUCCCGAGGCCCAGAAAGGCCAAACCUCUGCGGGCAAACCGGCGGGGGGUGACCUCUCCCCUCUCCUCCCUUCUACUCCUCCACCUCUACUUGCCGGCAACUCAUCAGAAGAGACCCCGGCAAGCAGUGAUGGACGGAGAAACUCGGGCGUGAAGAAACACCAUCACAAGCACAACCUGAAACACCGCUACGAGCUGCUGGAGACGCUGGGAAGAGGCACCUAUGGCAAAGUCAAGAAGGCCAUUGAGAGGCACUCCGGCAGAGAGGUGGCUAUCAAGUCAAUUAGGAAGGAGAAGAUCAAGGAUGAACAGGACAUGGUUCACAUCCGCCGUGAGAUUGAGAUCAUGUCAUCCCUCCGCCACCCACACAUCAUUUCUAUAUACGAAGUGUUUGAGAACAAAGACAAGAUCGUGAUUGUGAUGGAGUAUGCCAGCAAGGGCGAGCUGUAUGACUACAUCAGCGAGCGCCGGCGCCUGAGCGAGCGGGAGACACGACACUUCUUCAGACAGAUAGUCUCCGCCGUGCACCACUGCCACAAGAAUGGGGUGGUGCACAGGGAUCUGAAACUGGAAAAUGUGCUACUGGAUGAAAACUGUAAUAUUAAGAUUGCUGACUUUGGGCUGUCCAACCUUUACCAUAAGGACAAGCUGCUGCAAACUUUCUGUGGCAGCCCACUCUACGCUUCACCAGAGAUUGUCAAUGGGAGACCAUACCGUGGCCCAGAGGUGGACAGCUGGGCUCUGGGGGUGCUGCUGUAUACCCUGGUCUAUGGGACCAUGCCAUUCGAUGGGGGAGACCACAAGAACCUCAUUCGCCAGAUUAGCAACGGCGAGUACAAAGAGCCCACACAGUCCUCAGAUGCCCGUGGACUGAUCCGCUGGAUGCUGAUGGUAAAUCCUGAGCGCCGUGCCACAGUGGAGGACAUAGCCAACCAUUGGUGGGUAAACUGGGGCUGGAAAAACAGUGUGUGUGACUGCGAGACUCAACGUGACCAUGGAGGCUCGCCCAUGCUGGCCCGCUUCAUCGACUGGCAGAACCGCACUGAGCCACGUGGUUCUGCAGCCAAAGCUGCAGCCAUGCCCCAGCUGCGCCAAAGGCCCAAAAAGUCCAAGAAGGAAAAUGUUGAGGGAGGACAGACACACUGUGGAGCGGAGGACAAGCCAGGUCUGAAGAGACCCAAGGGGAUACUGAAGACCAGGGUUACUGAGGAGCAGCAGUCUGCUAGUCUGGAAGAGGUGGAAUUGGGCCAGGCAGCUCUGCCUCAACAAGCCGAAGGGGGAGAGGAAGCCUCGAGCCCAGAUCGAGAGGAAGAGGAGCCGACUCUAGGGGGAGGCUCGCCAGCCAAGAUGGUGCCGUCUCUGCCCAAGAAAGGCAUCUUGAAGAACAACCAACAGCGGGAAUCAGGGUACUACUCCUCACCAGAGCGCAGCGAGUCCUCCGAGCUUUUAGGAGGUGCCAGUAUGUCUCUGCUAGCCACCUCCCCGCCAAAGAGAGUGAUGGGGAGAAAGGGCAUCUUGAAGCGAAACGGCAAGUACUCCACCUACAGUGGGCCUCCCUCAGCGGCAGCGGUGGCUGGAGUCCUCGGUGAGCCUCCUCCCUCAACUGACUCUGGUCUGUCCCGCAGUCAGAGUCGGCCCUCCAGCAUAGUCGGGGAGGACAGCUCUGUCCUGUCCCUGUCACCCAGCUCCCUCAGUGGGGCUGAGUGGCAUCCCUCCACCCCCCACCUCCGCCCAAACAUCAGGGCCUGCGUCUCGGCUGAAAACCUGCUGCAGCUCGCCAACUUCAAGGGCUUCCAGGCAGCCCCGCCUCACCAGGGACCCAAGUUCAGCCGUGGCCCGAAAACGAAAGGCUCCCCAGGGGACAAUGGCAGCUUCUCCUUGCUGGGGGACCUGGAGGACAUGACUCAGGUGUACCAGCAAGCCCUGGACAUCAGCAGCAACCUCACCUAACAGAUGGGUGGCAGAGAGAGAAGAAGAAGCAGAUGGAAUUGAACAUGACUGUGUGUGUGUGUGUGUGUGUGUGUGUCGUGUGUGUGUGUGUGUUGCGCGUGUGAGUGUAAGCGUGUAUGUGUGUGUGCGUGUGUGUGUGUGAAUAGGUAUCUAUGGGUGGCAUUAACGACCAGUGUGUUACUGGGAUACACCUUUUGGGAAGUCGCGGUCUUCCAAAUGGGGAUGAAAUCUUGAUGGAAAUGAUAUGUCUACUCACGCACACACACACUCACACACACAGAUGUACACACUUAGGUGCACUUCUCUGGCCAGAGGAAAUUUAGUUAGGGUUUUGUGAACAAGAGAGAGAAGGAGCUGGCACAAUACAAUGCCACCCAGUCUGCUUUCUUGGCCCGCCCAUAGACUUUGCUGUGUUCAACAUGUUUACAUAUUCAGCAAGAAGGCAAGUUAGAAUCACAAACGCAGCAACCAGAAACUGGUUGGCUCUCCUUGUAACACCACCCAUUUUUGAGUUUGAGUUUACAAAAGCACCUUAAAACUCACACAGAGCACAUGCUUUUGUGAUCUUUACUUCCUUAAAAAAAAAAAAGAAAGAAAGAAAGAAAAGAAAAGAAACAAACCAGGGUCUUGUUCCAAAAAUAACUGACAUUGCUGAUUAUUUAUUAAUAUUUUCGUAGCUUUUAGUUUUAAGUGCAAAACUGGUGGGCGCUGGCUGUUACUGGAAGAGUGUAAAGCUCCUUGUCUCCAACUCUUUGUGUGGAACUGACAUAUAUAAUUAUGUUACUCAGCGAUGAGAAACAUAUAUAUACUCAGCAUAUAUAAGUAUGUCUGCGCUUGUAAAACACGCAGGCAAAUAUACCUUCAUAAAAGCGUAUGUCCUAUAUAUGUGUAUGAUACUAGGGAAUAUGUAGGAAGUGCCUUUUUUGAUUCAUAAUUAAAAAAAAAAAAAUUAUGUAUGUCAUUUCCUUAAAGUGGAGGGAAAAGCCAGCCCAACCUGUCACCAGUUGUGCUUCUUUUUAAUGAUGUUUGUGAAUGUGGAGAGACCCAGGGCCUUCAGCACACAGCUGACUAGCUUUACUUGUUUUUGGGGGGGUUCAGAGGUCAGUCUCAGAUAGUUGAGAUCAAACAGUCUCGUCUCCUCCACCCCCUCCGUUCCUUCCACGAGUAGAACCACACACAGAUAUGCCAGAAUCUAUAGGGCCGUCUCGAGAAAGACCUCCUCCUCUGUGUUCUUUGUCAGUGUUUAAGCCUGAAGUCUGGUUUGUCAGCAGUUUAGGUGGCUUUGGUUGAGCACAGUUUUAGCUGGCAGCACCAGACAUCUGCAGGGACUCACCUAGUGGGACAUUAAAGUGAAGGGAGAUGGUGCAGACAACACCUCACAGUCCUGGAAUGUGCCUGGUUAUCUUAACCUUGGUUGGUUUCACAUUUUUGAGGCUACCUGAUAAAACAGGCUGUUUAGUGAGAUUUUUUUUUUUUUUUUUUUUUGCCAAAGACACAUAAGGUGGUUUUCAUUGUCACAUGAGUUAAUAUUUUACCCAAAGUUCUUCAAAAGAGCCAAGUAAGGUAGUUUGUUUUAGCCUGCUGAUGACACAGCAAAUUCCUCAGACAAAAGCUGGAGACGUGUUAGUGCUAGAGAUCUCUAUCAGCCCCAGCCUGACUCAGCACAGGUGGGCUCUGCGGUCGGUGCUCAGCCCUCCAGCUGUGUAUACUAGUCUGUUAUGUCAACCAAGCACAAUUAGCCAGCUAUUGUUUUCAUUUGACAGUAAGAGAGAGGCAGCGUGUAGAGAUUUAUAGCUAGAGGGAGAAGAAAAGAGUGUGAAAGAGUGAUGCGCGGAAAGGAGGUGAGAUUAGAGAGGACUUUCCUGUAGGAAAGGUCAAGGGGUUAGAUUUAUUUUUUCGAAAGGAAUUGUAAUGUAGAAUAGUGAAAGUAAAGGAAGUGAGUAGGAAGAGUAGAUGGAAAGUUUUUGUUUGAUACCAAAGAUGUGAUGAAGCUUUGACAUGAUUCAGGGGAAUGGAUAGGUCACGGACUAGUAAGAGUCUUUGGGAAUGUUCUUUGUGUAGGGAAUCCCCAUUGGUGAAUGAAAUCAUCCCCACAUUGGCUUUCCCUCACGUUUGUUUUAUUUUUCUUUUUGGAGUUUUUUAUUUUAAGAUGCUUGGAGGCUGUUGAUACAGCUUGACUUGAGGGUCAGUCGGUGGCCUUAGAAACGGUGUUCAAACAGCAGCAUAAAAGUGGGAGAACGGUGACUGACAUCAUCCAAAAUACCAAAUGAUGUGGACGGAAAACCAUGCAGUAGAUGACCCCCAAGGAAACAGAUCACAUGCUGAGAAUGUUUCCCUCUCGUGUGAAGGAAAGGUCCUGGGUAUGGAUUCAAAUGAAAGACCCGUUGCGUAUUAUAUUGCAUUUUAUUGCCUUUUGUAUUGCAUUUUAUUGUCAACUGGAUUUACAGUGAGAAAAUUAUACUAUGUUAGUAUUUUGUUUUAUUAUGCUUCUGUUUUUGAUUUUCCAAAAUAUAAGAAACUUUAUAUUGAUUGCUUUAUGUUAUGGCAGAAAAUACUUCCUUCCUCGAAGUAUUAGAAUUUCAGAAAGGAAAAAUCUGAUCUGACGUUGGUGUAGUCUCAGUUUCCCCCGUGUUUUGAUCCACUCGGCUGGUGAGAAAAGCCCAUUAACAACCUCCAAUUGGCAAAACUCAACUCGAUUGGAACAGGGAAAAAUGCUGAAAUUGGAUUUCCACCUCCACCAAAGCAGGGGAGCAACACCAGGAGAAAAAAAAGGAAAUAAAGCAAUGGAAAGAAUCUGAUGGUGAAACUUUUAACUCUGCCAAACUGGAAUAACUGGUGCAUAUCUGUUAGUUAGCAGAAAGUCUAAUCAUAGGAAAACUUGACUGGAUAUUGUUAUGACAAUAAUAAUAAAUUAGUAUUAUUAUGUUAUUUAAGUAUUAUUUUUGGUUAUGGCUCAUUACUAUUGUUGGCUGUUGCCACAGGUUUUUUUUUUUUUUUUUUUUCUGUUGGUGAUCCUGGACUGCCAAGGUGGAUUAAGUUGCGUGCCUUUGGUAUCUUUUAUGAACUUUUUUUUUUUUUUUUUUUGAUAAUGAAAAUUAUUAUCAAUGUGUUUUUAUACUUGUAUUUAUUGGUGAUCAAGCCAUUUAAUUUGUUGUCAAAAAAUACUCCCUGUUCAUGCUUUGGCCUGCUUUUUUCGGACUGCGUGUCGUGUUCGGUAUGUACUGCACACAAAAAUCUAAUUUGUUUGUUUCAACUUUAGAGUGGUGUCAUCUCAUUGUGAAGGCAGUGGCCAAGUGUGUCAUUUUUAAGAGUAACGAAUCAAAAAGAAAAUCCUGUAAAAUGUCUUAAUUCAUCCAUCCGGGUGUAUUUCUACUCAACACAAUGCCUCUGUAGUACUGUAUCAACUCAAAUAAAUGGAUCUUGAAAGAU